Neoarthrinium moseri is the source of this 498-nucleotide messenger RNA. RefSeq lists its product as uncharacterized. The transcript is spliced from 2 exons. The record is from RefSeq and is a predicted model, not a curated record. Bases 1 to 498 code for a protein of 165 amino acids. NCBI's taxonomy places the organism in Eukaryota, Fungi, Ascomycota, Sordariomycetes, Amphisphaeriales, Apiosporaceae.
AUGCUGUCUUCCUGGACAGUUCUAUCGAUCGCCAGCCUUGGCAUUGCGAACCACCAACUUCCCCGACAGGGCCUUCUCUCCGGGUCUGGGUCGGCCUCUGCUCCCGAGUUCCCAACGGCCCCGGCCUCACCACCUUUCACUGUGGUCACGGCUAGCGCCCCGGCUACAGCAUCCGGCCCCAUACCUCUUCCAACUACGGGCUCGGGGCCCAAAUGUGGCAAGGGUUACACAUACUGCGGUUACAUGCUGCAGUCGGGAGGUCAUAACUUUGCCCCUGAUGUCAUCAACAAAACUUACUGUGAGGGCCUCGAAGGCAAUUGUCUCAGUGGCGUUCCGAGAACAAAGCCGGAUCAAGCUGUCUUCCUGUGCAUGGACGAUAGCCCGGCAAGUAUUCAACUCUUCUGCGCGUGUGGAGGCAAGUGCCUCAACGAGCAACAGAGCAACAACAUUGCUCACUGCGACACCCCUUGUACAAACGGUCAAAAAUGCUUCGAGUAG